UGCCAAUAAACCCCGCCAAUGAUAUUUGCGUUACCUACUCCUAUGUACUAUUCUUUCCCUCGUUCCCGAUACGAUACGACUUUACAAACUUUAAAAUUCACUUGCAUAACUUGCACAUAGUCAAUCGCGAUUGACUCAUCUUUAACUUGCGACAUAUUUUAUAAAGCAAAAUAAAAUAAAUAUUAAUCUUAGAACUAGAAACUUUUUAAUAGACACACGAAACCGUAGAGAGAUUAUCGCAUACCAGCAAAAGAUGGCCCAAUCAACAGCCCACCGCCGGCUUCUCCAAGAGUAUAAGAUGCUAACUAACAACCCACCCGACGGAAUCACAGCCGGCCCUGUUAGCGAGGACGACAUGCUGCACUGGGAAGCCCUGAUCCAAGGCCCCGAGGGAACUCCCUUCGAAGGUGGCGUCUUCGCCGCGGAACUCAAGUUCCCCAAAGACUACCCCUUGGCACCGCCCAAGAUGACCUUCCUAGGGGAAGUUUUCCACCCUAAUGUCUAUCAGAGCGGUUUAGUCUGCAUUUCCAUCCUACACCCGCCCGGAGACGACCCGAACCACUACGAACACGCCUCGGAGCGGUGGAGUCCGAUUCAGUCGGUCGAGAAGAUCUUGAUAUCCGUCAUGAGCAUGCUAGCGGAGCCCAACGACGAAAGCCCGGCUAACGUCGAAGCCGCUAAGAUGUGGCGGGAGAACCGCCCCGAGUACGAGAGGAAGGUCCGAGAGAGCGUGCGACACAUGCUCGGCCUCUAGGUAUUGGAGGGGGGGAGGAUGGGAGGGGAAUAAGCUCAUCCCACAUCCCCGUAAUAUUAUUCAACAUAUUGCUGUCGCUAAAAACGUCUGCAUACGGCAUCCACCACCGUCAAAACAAUAUCUAGCUGGAGGACUACCAACCACGACGAAUAUAUCCGGGAUGGUACGACAUUCCGUUUGAAUAAACACGAUCACGACGUCAUUGCUAUCAACCAGGCUAUAUAAAGAUACCAUGAUUUUAAGGAAUAAGCGUGCAGAAAUGGGAGCGGUAGUCAACCUAGCCUGAAUGCUAAAUAUGCUCAUAUAGGAUGGCAGGGAUAGCCGAAACAGCAGUACACACCAUCAUAAUUUUCCACUACGAAGUAUUAUGACUCGAAGGCAUAGAAAACUGCCGCCGUUCUCGACUUUAUUUUUAAUGCAGCAUAGCGAAGGUGUUCGGCUUGCGUUAGGUAUUAGUUAGAUUACAAUACAACCAGAGCAAGAUUACUACAAGCAGCACAAUGAUCACUACAUGUUAAAGGUACC
Molecule: messenger RNA, 1279 nt
Organism: Daldinia caldariorum
Lineage: Eukaryota; Fungi; Ascomycota; Sordariomycetes; Xylariales; Hypoxylaceae
Product: ubiquitin-conjugating enzyme/RWD-like protein
Exons: 2
Coding region: 254-754 (166 amino acids)
Cellular component (GO): cytosol; endoplasmic reticulum
Source: RefSeq, a predicted model, not a curated record